Molecule: messenger RNA, 1814 nt
Organism: Fopius arisanus
Lineage: Eukaryota; Metazoa; Arthropoda; Insecta; Hymenoptera; Braconidae
Product: 4-coumarate--CoA ligase 1
Exons: 8
Coding region: 22-1647 (541 amino acids)
Biological process (GO): long-chain fatty acid metabolic process; fatty-acyl-CoA biosynthetic process
Molecular function (GO): long-chain fatty acid-CoA ligase activity
Source: RefSeq, a predicted model, not a curated record
GAACAAUUCACUUGACGUAAAAUGUCUGAAAAAAAAGUGCAAGAUGAUUUUAAAUAUGAUAGUGGGGUCUGGACAGGAUGUAUUGACCCCCCAGGGGAUUCCAGGAGAACAUUAGGAAGAAUUCUUCUGAGUUGCAUGAGGAAUCGUCCGGAGCAUGUGGGACAGAUCGAUGGAGACACUGGUGAGGAAGACACCUAUGCGUCAAUGUCCGAUCGAGCAGUGCGAUGUGCCCUGUGGUUUAACAAACAAAACCUGAAGUCCAGAGAUUGCAUUGCAAUCUGCACAGAUAAUCAUCUUAACACUGUCGUUCCUGUUCUCGCAGCGAUAUUCACUGGAAUUAUCUUCCAUCCUUGGUGGGACAUGAACUUAGAUCAGGACACGGUGAGACACUUCUUAAAGCUAGGGGAACCGAAAGUCGUAUUUAUUGAUGAAGAAAUAUCUGAGGUAGUUGAAAAAGUCAUCGACGAUCUUGGAAUGGAAACCAAGAUAGUGACCUUUCAGGAUGCACCUAGAGGAAAUUCCCUGCAGGCAAUUCUGAAGGAACAGGAGUUGGAAGAGGUCGAACGUUUUGAUUGCACGGAUAUUGAGGACGCCAAUCAACCGGGAAUUUUUAUGUGCACUUCGGGGAGCACUGGGUACCCCAAGUGCGUCGUGCAAUCGUACAACUGGUUGGAAAAAUGCUUGGACAUAUUUCCAGAGGAGAGUACCAGUGACAAUACUAUUCUCUGGUUCUCUAAAAUCAGUUGGACUGCAGCUGUUGCAGGGAAUCUCGGGGCGAUCCGUCAUUCUGCUACAGUCAUCCUUAAUAAAUCAGGCACAGUGAACGCGGCUUGUGCAAUCACUGAGAAAUACAAAAUAAAGUGUAUGGUAAUGACAACAGCAAUCGCUAGCGAAUUGUUUAGGAGAGAAGAGCGAAGUCAUGAUUUAUCGUCGGUUAAAUACGUUAUCUAUGGUGGAUCAACUGUUACUGAAAAUCUCGAUAGUUCUCUGAGGACAUUAUUUCCAAAUGCUUGCCUGGUCUUGGCGUACGGUGCCACUGAAGUAGGAAUAUGCCUGCGACGAAGAGAAUCGUCGAAGAAGUUCGGCAGCAGUGGAAGGGUUCAGAAGAAUUUCCAGAUUAAAGUGGUUGACCCAGAGACUGGAAGAACGUGUGGAAAAAAUGAACGAGGGGAAAUUCGGGUCAGGGCUCCUAACGUAAUGUUCCACUACCAUAAAGAUCCGGAAAGUACCCAAAAAGUUGUAGACUCUGAUGGAUGGUAUUGCUCGGGGGAUUUUGGAUAUUACGAUGCAGACGGUGACUUCUUCAUCAUCGAUCGACUCGGAGACGUCAUCAAAUACAAGAUCAUCCUGCCUGUGGUGCCUUCGGUGGUCGAGAACGUCAUCCUGAAAUAUCCAGGUGUCAGCGAUGCAGCAGUCGUAGCCAAACCAGAUGCACUGGAUGUGGAACAACCCAUGGCUUUUGUCACGAUAAAUGCUGGUUACAACGUAACUGAAACGGCGAUUAUUAAAUUCGUUGAGGAUCACUUGCCGGAUCACAUGAAACUUCGCGGAGGUGUGAAGAUCCUGGAGAAAAUGCCUCGUGUUCACUCAGGAAAAAUUUCAAGGAAAUGUCUGCGAGAAAUGGCGAAGGCCUUUGCUGAAUUAUAAUUCAGUGAAAUUUGAAAUUCUAUUUCAAACUGCAAUCAUAUUUUAAUCACCGGAAUAUUAAUAGUCAAUUGUCCAUGAAAUUUUAAUGUUUUCCAAACAGCGUAUUAAAUCCUGAAAAAAAAAUAAUAAUACGUCUCGUGUAAUUCUGGGAUUGAAGGCCUCAAUAA